This is a messenger RNA of Rhincodon typus (whale shark), 1584 nucleotides long. RefSeq names its product probable G-protein coupled receptor 139. The record is from RefSeq and is a predicted model, not a curated record. Gene Ontology annotation, cellular component: membrane. The transcript has 3 exons. Gene Ontology annotation, molecular function: G protein-coupled receptor activity. The coding region runs from base 1 to 1584 and encodes 527 amino acids. Lineage: Eukaryota; Metazoa; Chordata; Chondrichthyes; Orectolobiformes; Rhincodontidae. Gene Ontology annotation, biological process: G protein-coupled receptor signaling pathway.
AUGGGCCGGAAUGACAGCGAGAGUAGGCCAGUGAGGCGGCAGAAGUCGGCGGUGACAACGGGAAUUUCGCAUGGCGGUGGCGGCUUCCUGGUAAACCUGGUGGCGAUUGCAAUCCUAUCCCGGGGAAAGUGUGGCCUCUCCACCUGCACUACUCGCUAUCUGGUGUCCAUGGCAGCAGCUGACCUAAUGGUCAUUGUUGCAGAAGUUGUGUUGAGGCAAUUCAGGUAUUAUUAUUUCCCACUGUGUUUUCUCGACAUUACUCCCGCGUGCAGUGUGACCUACUUCUUGGCUCGUGCAGCUGCAGACUGUUCUGUCUGGUACACCGUGACUUUUACCUUCGAUCGAUUCGUGCUCAUUUGUUGCCGGAAUCUGAAAACAAAAUAUUGUACCAGAAAAACUGCAGGCGUUGUUUUAGCUACAACUGGCCUUCUGUUUUUGUCAAAAAACAUUCCAUUCUACUGUGCAUAUGAACCUGGAACGAUCAUUGACAAGGUACCGUGGUACUGUCACACGAAACCAAGUUAUUAUACUGAUCCCGCAUGGUUGGGAUUUGACUGGCUUGAUACAGUUUUAACACCAUUGCUCCCAUUCACGUUAAUUCUGUUGCUCAAUGCUUUGACAGUCAGAUACAUUUUAAUGGCGAGUCGAGUCCGCAAGGGAUUGAAAGGUCACAGCAAAGCAAGCAACCAUAAAGACACGGAAAUGGAGAGCCGAAAGAAAUCAGCGAUUUUACUCUUUACCAUAUCGGGCAGCUUUAUACUUCUGUGGCUAAACCGUGUGAUAUAUUUCAUAAGCUCAAGAAUUACAGGAACAGAUCCCUUGAAUUACAACAGCUCAUCAUACAUAUUUGGAGAAAUUGGAUUGAUGCUGAGAAAUUUAAGUUGUUGCACAAAUACAGUAAUUUAUGGAGUGACUCAGGCUAAGUUCAGGGAGCAGCUGAAGACUGCAGUGAAGUAUCCGCUCACAACAAUUAUUCAAUUUGUCAAUGAACAAAGAUCCAUAAGCUCAACCUGCGAUUUUACUCUGCCCUAUCGGACAUUAAAAGCCGUAAUUACACCAAAAUUACCGGUGCCUGCCACCAAACACAGGCCUCUUCCACCCACCAAAUCCUCAACCCUACCCAGGACCUCCCCCACAAUAUACCUGGCGCCAUUGACCAUUCGGUCAAGAUCGCAUCACCUGCUGACGCCACCGACCUCGUCACAUUCACCGACGUCGACUACGUUAUUUCCGGGUACCACAAGCGAUGCCACCGCUACCGCCGCCCACACCGCGGAUGCUGCCGCUUCCGUCGCCAAGACCCAGACCGCCACCUACAGCAAGGACGCCGCUGCCGCCGCCAACAUCCAGGAAAACGUCAAUUCGCCCACGCCGCUCCGCCCACCACCGACGCCAGCUCUGCUCACUGUCCCGACAGCCACCAGCUGUACAGCCAACACUAGUCCCAGACCCUUCCGGGUCUUCACCGUCCCCCCAGACCUCCUCCUCGCUGAGCAUGAACUGUCAGUCCUCAGGAAAGGACUCACCUUCAUCCCCCUCUAUCCAAACAUUAAUGAAUACUGUUCACGGUUGUAUGUCGAAUAG